Molecule: messenger RNA, 2406 nt
Organism: Musca domestica (house fly)
Lineage: Eukaryota; Metazoa; Arthropoda; Insecta; Diptera; Muscidae
Exons: 5
Coding region: 504-1472 (322 amino acids)
Source: RefSeq, a predicted model, not a curated record
GCACGAACAGAGACAGAACAUCGUGAUACACAAACGGAAGUAGACGAUAUACGAUUAUUGCGCGCAUUAUAUUUUUUCGCUUUCGGUUUCGAAAACGAAAGGUACAAAACGAUAGAAUAUUUUCAUAUAACGAAUUAAUAAGACGGAUACAAAGCGAUUUUUUAAAUAAAGAAAAUAAAAAUCGUUUGGAAAAGUAUUUGCCAUUACAAAAAAAAAGAAAAGAAGAGUAUAAAGCGGCAAGUGAAUCAUAAUCCGCACAAACACACACACAAACUGCAACAAAUAAAGCUGGAAUUGAAAAACAACAACAAGAACGAAAACUAAACUAUAACAACAACAAAAUGUCAAUGUUCGAUAAAUACUAUGAAAAUGCAACAACAAAAAUCCACAACAACAACAAGUGAUAACUAAGUGAAUUUUUUUUUUUAAAAAAAGCUCUCCAGAAAAAAAAGUGAAAAUAAAUUUUGUAACCCACUUUUAAAACUCCCAAACAUAAAACUGAUAUGGCGGACUUCUCGGUAGAACCACACAGCAAAAGCGGUGAUAAAUCAACGUCCAUGGAAAAUCCACAAACAAAUAGAACAACAAACAGCCAAAGCAAACACAGAGAUUCAUAUUCAAAUGACGAUGCAGAUGAUGAUGAUGUCGUUUAUCAUUUAAAACAGUGUUAUCGCAGAGUUCCAAAAUCCAAAUCCUCCUCCGAAGAAGAAAAACAAGAACACCACCACCGAAGAAGACGCCGACAAUGUAAUCCAAGUGCUAUCGGUGGUUCCACAAAUUCGUGUCACUUUAGAGCGUCUUCUUCUUCUCCACUGCCAACUUCAAAUGCCCUGCAUAAGCAUUUUUCCUGCUGCAGCCUUCGUCUUGGCAUUGGUGGUGGGCUCAUGGUCAUGCCAUGGCGUCAUUGUCUGAUAAUCGCCUCCGUACUGGUGCUAUUCCAUGCCAUGUCGACCACACUGGCUGCACCUCAGUCAUGUAUUCUCUGUGAUAAAAAUGAUUUACAAUCCAAAGAUCCGCAAACGAAUUACGAAGAGUUUCUGUUCGAACAUCAGGUGACGCGGCAGGAUGCAAUAAAUGCGCUGAAGCAGUUGAAUGAGAGCUUCUAUGAUGGUCUCCAAUCCGAUAGUUCCUGCAAUGCUGUGCGCUGUACGGAAAAGGUCAACAAAUAUUGUCUGGGACCACAAUUCAUCAACGAUCAUUGUUAUUGUGAAUUUGGACAUAGUACUGAGGGUUUACCAUUUGUCCCACACAUGUGCUAUGUCGGCGAGAAGGCGUAUAAACCAUCAGUGGGUUCCUGCUUUUUCUACGAAGAGGUGAAAGAGUGUUGCUGUUCAGCUCUUCUGGCGAGAGAAUGGCGCCACAUAUCCUCCUCAUCCAGUUUGCAUCGAAGUUCAUCGACAAUUGUUUCGAAUUAUCACAAUGUGCUAUUCAUCACCUGUCUAUAUCUUUUAAUUAGACAUUUAUAUUUCUAAGGCACCCCCCUCCAACUCAGCGAUAAAUUUUCCCCCUCCCCUUUGGGGUUGGAAAAUAAACCACUAUCCAAGUAUUUAUUUAGUUGUUAAAUAUUGUAUGGAAUAAAAUUAAUUUAAUAGUUUUAAAAAAAUGAAUGAUUGUAUCUAUGUUAUCUACUAGUCAUGAAAAUGUAAACCUAUGUAUGUAAUGUGUGUUUGUUUCAUUAUUAUAUAUAUAUUUUUUGUUGUUAUUUUAGUAACUAAGACUAUGUGGGCAAAUAGCAAACCAAAUGUGUAAAUGACACAGGUGAAUGCACAUUUUGGCAUACAGUCAAAGGAAAAAAAUGAAAUGAACAAAGGAGCCUAGGGCCAAAAUCGAACUAAGUCAACCUAAAACUCCUUUGUUCAUCUGCCGUUAAUUAAUAAAUAUUUUGCAUUUUUGUUUACAAAGACAGAUAUUUUUGUUGACAUGAAUGUGUAAACCACUCUCUCUCUCUCCCUGUGAAUAAACCAAUGUUAUAGUGUUUUAAUUUUUUACAUUAUUUUUCCAAAAAGAAAAUUUACUCAUUGCUCAUAUCAGGUUCAUACUGUGGUUAAUUGAGAAAUAUUUUGCCAUUUUUUUUUUUUUGAUUUAUCAAUUCAGUUAUAUUUAUAAUAUGACAUGAAGUGUAAACCUCUCUCUGUCUCUCCCUGUCAAUAUACAUAAACGACCCCCAUAUAACAAUACCUACAUUCUGUAUAGUUUUUUUUUUUGUAUAAUUGUUUGUGUCCAUAUAUUAAAUAAUUUACGUAUAAUUGUAAUAUGUUUGGUUCAUUAAAAUAUAUAAUCCUUUAAGAAAUAAUCAAAAGAGGUCACAAAACCACAAGAUCAAAAUCAAAAUGUAACACCACAAUUACACAACACAACUUAAUUAAUUACACAGUGCUACAAAUUAAAAAGAAAAUUUUUAAUGAU